Hibiscus syriacus is the source of this 1693-nucleotide messenger RNA. RefSeq names its product probable beta-1,3-galactosyltransferase 4. The transcript is spliced from 11 exons. Gene Ontology annotation, molecular function: hexosyltransferase activity. NCBI's taxonomy places the organism in Eukaryota, Viridiplantae, Streptophyta, Magnoliopsida, Malvales, Malvaceae. The record is from RefSeq and is a predicted model, not a curated record. Gene Ontology annotation, cellular component: Golgi membrane. Bases 201 to 1421 code for a protein of 406 amino acids.
CCCAAUUUGAAGACACGACCUUCAAGGGUUGAAAUACAAUUUCUUUGUAUAGAAGUUUGUUGCUUUCUUCUUCAUUUUAUUGGAAAGUUGGAAUUUUUGGAUCUGAAAUUUGGGUCACCUCGACUUUGUUGACUUGAUAUAAGGAACGGUUAUCGCUUUGAUUUAGAUUUUAAGUGCUUUUGGAGGAAGAACAAAGAGGAAUGGGCUGGAAAGGCAAAGGAUUCGAGGCAAAUUAUAAGUCUACGGUGACAAAGAAAUGGACUCUUUUGCUUUGCAUUGGCUGUUUUUGUGUUGGGAUGCUCUUUUCUGAUGGAAUGUGGAAUGUGCCCGAGGCCAAGGAUAAAACCAUAGCACGAGCAAUAGGUGUUAAAGAUGAAAGGCUAAAGCUAAUUUCAGAGGGUUGUGAUCCAAUACGGAAGGAUGUGAAGCAUGAGCCUAAGGAUAUACUCGGGGAAGUUUCAAGGACUCAUAAUGCUAUACAAACACUGGAUAAAACAAUAUCAAAUUUGGAGAUGGAGUUAGCUGCUACAAGGGCUGUGCAAGAAUCGAUAAUCAAUGGUUCUCCUAUCUCAGGCGACCAGAAAAUACCCGAAGCAAGUGGGAAACGAAAAUAUUUAAUGGUUGUAGGCAUCAAUACUGCUUUUAGCAGCAGAAAACGAAGAGAUUCUGUUCGUGCUACUUGGAUGCCUCAAGGCGAAGAACGAAAGAAGCUUGAAGAAGAGAAAGGAAUCAUAAUGCGAUUCGUAAUCGGUCAUAGUGCUACUUCGGGGGGUAUCCUUGAUAGAGCUAUUGAAGCAGAAGACCAAAAGCAUGGUGACUUUCUGCGGCUGGAGCAUGUUGAGGGUUACCUCGAAUUAUCAGCCAAGACAAAAACGUACUUUGCCACUGCAGCUGCUUUGUGGGAUGCCGAUUUCUACGUCAAAGUCGAUGAUGAUGUGCAUGUAAAUAUAGCAACACUCGGAGCAACUUUGGCUAGGCAUCGAACCAAGCCGAGGGUUUAUAUUGGUUGCAUGAAAUCCGGUCCAGUUCUUGCCCAAAAGGGAGUACGAUAUCACGAACCUGAAUAUUGGAAAUUUGGUGAGGAGGGAAACAAGUAUUUCCGCCAUGCAACAGGGCAGCUAUAUGCCAUCUCGAAAGAUUUAGCUUCCUACAUAUCAAUUAACCAGCACGUGCUGCAUAAGUAUGCAAAUGAAGAUGUUUCAUUGGGAUCAUGGUUUAUAGGGUUGGAUGUCGAGCACAUAGAUGACCGAAGCCUUUGCUGUGGCACUGCAGAUUGCGAGUGGAAGGCUCAAGCAGGCAACGUAUGUGUUGCUUCAUUCGACUGGACCUGCAGCGGGAUUUGCAGGUCGGUUGAGAGGAUGAGAGACGUCCACCGGCGGUGCGGAGAAGGCAAGAAUGCUUUGGGGACUGCAGCUUUCUGAUGUACGUUUCCUCUGAACUCCGGAGGAAGUGAAGUUAAAAAAACAGUAAUAUGAGCUUGAUUUUUGGCCAUUGGAGAAAACAUAUAAUGAAAAGCAGGUAUGAUUUGUGAAUGUAAUAAAAACAGAUUUAAGAGAGCAACAGAGAGUCUUGUAAUUAAAAAACCAUUCUUCAAGGAGAGAGGAGUUUUUGUAAGUGUGAAAUGAAAGGCAACUCCACAAUAAGUGCCAUUGCCAAUAUGAUUCCUUUUGAUAUGCAAAUUAGUGACUUUUUU